ACCGAGUGUGCAGUUUACAGCCGUUCGCAUAUAGAAAAAUAAAUAAAUAAUUAAUAGACGAUCGGAGUGAAACCUGGCACGUCGUGGUCAAUGCUUGUUUUUAAUAAAGUAUUCUUUUCGGAUUAGGUUUCGGCGGUAUCCCUUUUGUGUUGAUGCACUCCACGCAUAGAACAAAUUAGAACGAUGAAAAAAAUAACGGAUAUCAGUGUAUUUACCGAUGGCGCCGAGGAGGAAUGGGCCCAAGAGCGGCGUGAAACCGUGGAGUAUUUGCUGCGGCGGAUUGACAAGGAACUCCUCACAGUGGUCAGCAUGGAAUGCUUACCCGGAAGCCAGCAAGGUGAUAACUACAUGUCAGUCAUCAAGCGCAUACGGGUGCGGGGAACACGCCAAAACUGUCACGGGAAAACGGAACUCAACAUUUCGCUGAUCUUCAAGCGCCAAAUCGCGAGCCUUCAGCGGCGAAAGCUGUUUCGAGCGGAUGAAGCCUUCGCCAACGAAAUCAAUGCCUACACAGAGCUGGUCCCGGUGCUGGAGGACUUUUCCCGCAAUCGGUUGCCGUUUCCGCAGUGCCUGUACGCCGGCACCGAUGCCGAGGGCGAUCUGAUCGUGCUGGAGGAUCUGCAGUGUAGAGAUUUGUAUAUGGUCGACCGUCGGAAGAGUCUUACUUUUUGGCAGUGCCGGAUAAUUAUGCGGGAACUGGCAAAUUUCCACGCCGUUUCACUGGCAAUGAAGCAAAUUCAGCCAGCUCGGUUCCUUAAUAUGAAGAAAAAGGUGAGGGAGAUCGUCUACAAUGAUGAGGCAGCUGAGUUCUACACACAUUCCCUGGAGACUUCACUGAGGGGUGCCUUAGACAGCUUACACUACAGUAACCGGGAUAGAAGCUUGGAUGCACCUAUUAAAGCCGUCGAACGGUUGCGUGGUAAGCUGUACACCAUUAUGUCCAGCACGGUUCGCAACAGUGCUGAACCUUGGAAUGUCCUUUGCCACGGAGACAUCUGGGUGAACAACUUGAUGUUCAACGAAAAUAAAGAACAAGCCAAAUUGAUUGAUCUACAAGCGAUGCGGUACACCUCACUGGUCAUCGAUAUUAUCCAUCUGCUCUAUACCAGCGCUGGGGCUAAAGUGCGACUAAGCCAUACGGACGAACUACUCCAAAUUUACCACGAAGCUCUCAUCAAGUCACUGCGAAUGUAUGUCCCUAUAAAAGAAGACGCAAUUUUUAAGAAGCUAGAAGCAAUCUUCAGCUUCGAGAGCAUUCAAAAAGAGUAUUACUCACGCAUUAAAUACGGACUGGGAAUCGCCAUGUGGCUACUGCCGGCGGUCACCUUCCACCCGGAUCACAUUCCCGACCUCGACACCGUAACAAUGAAUGAUUUUAAAACUAAGAAUCACGAUAAAACUAUCGCACAGAUGCUUUCGCCCGAUUAUCACUCCCGAAUGCUCGAAACCGUGUUGGAGUUCUACAAAAAUGGAGUCUUGGAUAGCAUGUAAAGUCUCGCCGUUUGAUUUAUUAUUCAACUCGAACAAAGAUUUGAAGUAGUAUUAAACUAUACAAAGAUACCCGCUCGAUUAUCAUUCCAAAUAAAGCUACAAUAUACACUAAUUUAUCAAUAGUUACCGCUCUUGAGGCACAUCCAAUGAACAUGCAUAGUACACGCAAUAACUAGUCAUAUAUUGGUAAAAAAAACACUAAAUCCUAGAAAAAUAGUAAACAAAAUCAAACGUCACUUCGGUUAUCGGAGUAGGAAAUCAAACAUGCCAAAACAAUCUAAAUAUUUCGUAACAAGAUAAGCGCCUUCGAGUAAUGCAUCAGUUGAAGAAAUAAGAUUUUCGCUAAUCACAGCAAUAAAUUUAUACAUCAAACAGGAAAAGUCGCAGCAACAACAGCAACGGUACGAUGCCUUACGUAAGUUUCGCCAUCUAGAGAUGGUUAUCUCCGCAAUCUCACCCCGGAAGAUUAGAAUCCGCUCGAACGUGAUAGGACAGCCCUGUCCUGUCAAACCCCGUAGGAAAAGCAUUACCGUCGUCACGCCUCGUGCCGACAUUGUUUAUUGCUGUAGUAGCUUGUAAAAUAAAUGGUACAAACAAAACAAACCUAGCAAGCGCUGAAAGUGAAGACCACUGUGAGUGAGUGAAUGUAAACAACAAUUCCACCACAAUAAAAUAGUGUCCUGUCAUUUUAUGAAGCGUUGAAAAAGCAUGUUCAUAAUUAAGUGUACUCGUCGUCUCGAGAUAAGUUUAAGCGCAGCAUGUGUCAUUUUUUGUCCUAAUAAUAUAAUACUUGAAGUUAAUCAAAGAGUACAACAAGAAUAGUAAAGGGAGGGAGUGAGUAGACCAAGUUUACAGAGAAAUUUUUAGUGUUUCUUUUUAUGUUACUUGAAUAGUGUUCAGUAGUUUUUAGAUAAAUAACAUUUACUUGUUUUAUUGCUGUAGUAGAAAAUAGUGUUACACACAAAGCACAGGACUUGAGCAGCGCGUGCGCUGCUGUAGUGAACAAAGAAGUCUACCCGAGAGAUGAGUAUUUUAGAAUGCAAACUUGCUACCUAAUGUUACCGAUUUCAAGGCUUACAGCUUUCUGUGUGGCUAUGCAAGUAGCAAAAACUGGUUCAAACCUGUAUACGUAUUGGCGGUUGAAAGCCCCUGAAUAAACCUGCUACAUUG
Sabethes cyaneus is the source of this 2661-nucleotide messenger RNA. RefSeq lists its product as uncharacterized. The transcript is spliced from 3 exons. Bases 184 to 1491 code for a protein of 435 amino acids. NCBI's taxonomy places the organism in Eukaryota, Metazoa, Arthropoda, Insecta, Diptera, Culicidae. The record is from RefSeq and is a predicted model, not a curated record.